AGGAGAUUUCUACUUCAUUUAUGGUUGAUGAUGAUGGCCGUUCGAUCAUCGUGAUCGGUCCCACUUUCCUCUUCUCUCUCACAUGGCGUACCUGGUGUCAAGCCCCACCUCUCUCUCGAUCCAGCUGUCUAUGGAAUCUAUCUAUCGACUCUUCUGUUGAGUUAGAAGAAGAAGAAGACAAACGAAGAGGCACACAAUUCAAUUUUUGAACUCGCUUUUUUCUCUGCGAGAAGACAUGGCGGAAAAAGGUGGACCAUUGCCCAAGUUUGGUGAAUGGGAUGUCAAUGACCCAGCGUCAGCUGAGGGAUUCACAGUAAUUUUCAACAAGGCUAGGAAUGAGAAAAAGACAGGAGGCAAGCCCGAAUCACCAACAAAGGAGGAAACUGCAUUUAAGCAUGGGGCAACUCUUGGAAAGCCUCAGUCUAAAAAAUGGUUUUGCUGCAUGCAAUCUACCUAUGCGGAAGCUUGAAGCUCUUGAGCUGGUGAGAGGGGCUUUGACAGCAAAGCAUUCUUCAUCAAUGCCCUGCCCCCACCAUAUAUUCUUCCAGUAGACUGGAGCUGUAGUGGAGCUGUGAUGGAUCAUGCUGGAAUAUGUUUCGAUAUGAUUUAAACUUGAUGAUAAUUGUGCUUCUUGUUUGAUUGUGGGUGUCAUUUUCUUGGUUUUGCUUCGUCAAUCCUUUGUAUGUGUCGAUGAAAUAUUUGAUUGUAUUACCUAUUAUGUAAUCUGUUUGCCACUGUCCCUUCCCCUUUCUAUA
This is a messenger RNA of Camellia sinensis, 755 nucleotides long. Its product is annotated as protein NOI4. The record is from RefSeq and is a predicted model, not a curated record. Gene Ontology annotation, cellular component: plasma membrane. Lineage: Eukaryota; Viridiplantae; Streptophyta; Magnoliopsida; Ericales; Theaceae.